Molecule: messenger RNA, 5888 nt
Organism: Macaca mulatta (Rhesus monkey)
Lineage: Eukaryota; Metazoa; Chordata; Mammalia; Primates; Cercopithecidae
Gene: PTPRJ
Product: protein tyrosine phosphatase receptor type J
Biological process (GO): peptidyl-tyrosine dephosphorylation involved in inactivation of protein kinase activity
Cellular component (GO): signaling receptor complex
Molecular function (GO): protein binding; protein tyrosine phosphatase activity
Source: RefSeq, a predicted model, not a curated record
UUCAGAGGGGGAGGGGAAGGGAGGGGGCCGAGCGCUCGCCGCGGCUCCCUGCAGCCCCAGCCGCAUGACGCGCGGAGGAGGCAGCGGGAGCAGCCGCGGGAGCCGGGACCGGGGAGCCGCGCGCUGGGGGUGGGCGCCGCUCGCUCCGCCCCGCGAAGCCCCUGCGCGCUCAGGGACGCGGCCCCCCCGCGGCAGCCGCGCCAGGCUCCGGCGUGUGGCCGCGGCCGCCGCCGCCGCUGCCAUGUCCCCGGGGAAGCCCGGGGCGGGCGGAGCGGGGACAAGGCGGACCGGCUGGCGGAGGAGGAGGCGGAGGAGGCGGCAGGAGGCGGCGACGACGGUGCCCGGGCUCGGGCGCACGGCGGGGCCCGAUUCGCGCGUCCCGGGCACGUUCCAGGGCGCGCGGGGCAUGAAGCCGGCGGCGCGGGAGGCGCGGCUGCCUCCGCGCUCACCCGGGCUGCGCUGGGCGCUGCCGCUGCUGCUGCUGCUGCUGCGCCUGGGCCAGAUCCUGUGCGCAGGUGACCCCCCUGGUCCAACUCGUGACCCUUCAGUAACAACUGUUGCCACAGCGGAAAGUGGCGUAACCCAGAUCAGCAGUGAAGCAGCAUCUUUUUACAAACUGAAUGGAACUGGAACACCUCAGGUGCCAACAAAUACCAGUGAGGGUGGCGAAGACUCUGGAGCCAAUGAUAGUUUAAGAACACCUGAACAAGGAUCUAAUGGGACUGAUGGAGCAUCUCAAAAAACUCCCAGUGCUACUGGGCCCAGUCCUGUGUUUGACAUUAAAGCUGUUUCCAUCAGUCCAACCAAUGUGAUCUUAACCUGGAAAAGUAACGACUCGGCUGCUUCCGAGUACAAGUGUGUGGUAAAGAAUGAGAUGGAAAAUGAGACAACAGUUACUGUUGUGUAUCGACCACGGUGUAACAUCACAGGCUUACGUCCUGGAACUUCAUAUGUGUUCUCCGUCACUCCAGGAACAGGCAAUGAGACUUGGGGAGAUCCCAGAGUCAUCAAUGUCGUCACAGAGCCGAUUCCAGUUUCUGGUCUCCGUGUUGCCCUCACGGGUGUGAGGCAGGCUACUCUCUCCUGGAGCAAUGGCGAUGGCACUGCCUCCUGCCGGGUGCUUCUUGAAGGCAUUGGAAGCUAUGAGGAGUCGACUCAAGACUUCGCAGUCAAUAUCUCAGGCCUGAAGCCAGGGGUUCAAUACAGCAUCAACCCAUAUCUUCUACAAUCAAAUAAGACAGAGGGAGACCCCCUGGGCACAGAAGGGGUCUUGGAUGCCAGCAACACAGAGAGAAGCCGGGCAGGCAGCCCCACCGCCCCUGUGUACAACGAGUCCCUCCUGGGACCUGCGGACUCAUCCUCCAGCCAGCAGUCCCGAGACACGGAAGUCCUGCUUGUCGAGUUAAAGCCUGGCACCCGAUACAAUGCCACCGUUUAUUCCCAGGCAGCGAAUGGCACAGAAGGACAGCCCCAGACCAUAGAGUUCAGGACAAAUGCUAUUCAGGUUUUUGACGUCACCGUUGUGAAUAUCAGUGCCACAAGCCUGACCCUGACCUGGAAAGUCAGUGAUAAUGAGUCGUCAUCUAACUAUACCUACAAGAUACAUGUGGCGGGGGAGACAGAUCCUCUCAAUCUCACCGUCAGCGAGGCUCGCGCUGUCAUCUCGGGACUCCGCUCAAGCACCUUCUACCGCAUCACAGUGUGUCCUUUCCUAGGUGACACUGAGGGCACACCGGCCUUCCUCCAAGUGUACACCCCCCCUGGUCCAGUUUCCGACUUCCGAGUGACAGUGGUCAGCACGACGGAGAUCGGCUUAGCAUGGAGUAGCCAUGAUGCAGAAUCCUUUCAGAUUUAUAUCAUAUGCAUAUCCUGUGUGCAGGAGGUUGCUUGGGUAAAAAUAACCACCAACCAAAGUAUUAUCAUUGGUGACUUGUUCCCUGGAACCAAGUAUUGCUUUCAAAUAGUUCCAGAAGGACCAAAUGGGACCAAAGGGGCGUCUCGGACAGUUUGCAAUAGAACUGCUCCCAGUGCAGUGUUUGACAUCCACGUGGUCUACGUCACCACCACAGAGAUGCGGCUGGAGUGGAAGAGCCCAGGCAAUGCUUCCGAGUAUGUCUACCAUUUAGUCAUAGAGUCCAAGCAUGGCUCUAACCACACAAACACAUCUGACAACGUGGUCACUCUCCAGGGCCUGAUCCCGGGCACCUUAUAUAACAUUACCAUCUCUCCGGAAGUGGACCACAUCCCGGGAGACCCCAGCUCCACUACACAGUACACACGGCCCAGCAAUGUGUCCAACAUUGAUGUAAGUACCAGCACCACAGCAGCAACUUUGAGUUGGCAGAACUUUGAUGGCGCCUCUCCCACAUACUCCUACUGCCUUCUUAUUGAGAAGGUUGGAAAUUCCAGCAACGCAACACAAGUAGUCACGGGCACUGGAAUUACUAACGCUACUGUCACUGAAUUAAUACCUGGCUCAUCAUACACAGUGGAGAUCUUCACACAAGUAGGGGACAGAAUCAAGUCACUGGAACCUGGCUGGAAGUCAUUUUGUACAGAUCCCGCGUCCGUGGCCUCCUUCGACUGUGAAGUGGUCCCCAAAGAGCCAGCCCUGGUUCUCAAAUGGGCCUGCCCUCCUGGUGCCAAUGCAGGCUUCGAGCUGGAGGUCAGCAGUGGAGCCUGGGACAAUGCAACCCACCUGGAGAGCUGCUCCUCUGAGAAUGGCACUGAGUAUAGAACGGAAGUCACGUAUUUGAAUUUUUCUACCUCGUACAACAUCAGCAUCACCACCGUGUCCUGUGGAAAGAUGGCAGCCCCCACGCAGAGCACCUGCACCACUGGCAUCACAGAUCCCCCUCCUCCAGAUGGAUCCCCUAAUAUUACAUCUGUCAGUCACAAUUCAGUAAAGGUCAAGUUCAGUGGAUUUGAAGCCAGCCACGGACCCAUCAAAGCCUAUGCUGUCAUUCUCACCACUGGGGAAGCUGGUCACCCUUCUGCAGAUGUCCUGAAAUACACGUAUGAGGAUUUCAAAAAGGGAGCCUCAGAUACUUACGUGACAUACCUGAUCAGAACAGAAGAAAAGGGACGUUCUCAGAGCUUGUCUGAAGUUUUGAAAUAUGAAAUUGAUGUUGGGAAUGAGUCAACCACGCUUGGCUAUUACAAUGGGAAGCUGGAACCUCUGGGCUCCUACCGGGCUUGUGUGGCUGGCUUCACCAACAUUACCUUCCACCCUCAAAACCACGGGCUCAUCGAUGGGGCUGAGAGCUACGUGUCCUUCAGUCGCUACUCAGAUGCUGUUUCCUUGCCCCAGGAUCCAGGUGUCAUCUGUGGAGCAGUUUUUGGCUGUAUCUUUGGUGCCCUGGUUAUUGUGACUGUGGGAGGCUUCAUCUUCUGGAGAAAGAAGAGGAAAGAAGCAAAGAAUAAUGAAGUGUCCUUUUCUCAAAUUAAACCUAAAAAAUCUAAGUUAAUCCGAGUGGAGAAUUUUGAGGCCUACUUCAAGAAGCAGCAAGCCGACUCCAACUGUGGGUUCGCAGAGGAAUAUGAAGAUCUGAAGCUGGUUGGAAUUAGUCAACCUAAAUAUGCAGCAGGACUGGCUGAGAAUAGAGGAAAGAAUCGCUAUAAUAAUGUUCUGCCCUAUGAUAUUUCCCGUGUCAAACUUUCGGUCCAGACCCAUUCAACGGACGACUACAUCAAUGCCAACUACAUGCCUGGCUACCACUCCAAGAAAGAUUUUAUUGCCACACAAGGACCUUUACCGAACACUUUGAAAGAUUUUUGGCGUAUGGUUUGGGAGAAAAAUGUAUAUGCCAUCAUUAUGUUGACCAAAUGUGUUGAACAGGGAAGAACCAAAUGUGAGGAGUAUUGGCCCUCCAAGCAGGCUCAGGACUAUGGAGACAUAACUGUGGCAAUGACAUCAGAAAUUGUUCUCCCGGAAUGGACCAUCAGAGAUUUCACAGUGAAAAAUAUCCAGACAAGUGAGAGUCACCCUCUGAGACAGUUCCAUUUCACCUCCUGGCCAGACCACGGUGUUCCGGACACCACUGACCUGCUCAUCAACUUCCGGUACCUCGUUCGUGACUACAUGAAGCAGAGUCCUCCCGAAUCGCCGAUUCUGGUGCAUUGCAGUGCUGGGGUCGGAAGGACGGGCACUUUCAUUGCCAUUGAUCGUCUCAUCUACCAGAUAGAGAAUGAGAACACCGUGGAUGUAUAUGGGAUUGUGUAUGACCUUCGAAUGCAUAGGCCUUUAAUGGUGCAGACAGAGGACCAGUAUGUUUUCCUCAAUCAGUGUGUUUUGGAUAUUGUCAGAUCCCAGAAAGACUCCAAAGUAGAUCUCAUCUACCAGAACACAACUGCAAUGACAAUCUAUGAAAACCUGGCACCCGUGACCACAUUCGGAAAGACCAAUGGUUACAUCGCCUAAUUCCAAAGGAGAAACCUUUCUGGAGUGAACCAGACCGUCGCACCCACAGCGAAGGCACAGGCCCCGAUGUCGACAUGUUUUUAUAUGUCUAAUAUCUUAAUUCUUUGUUCUGUUUUGUGAGAACUAAUUUUGAGGGCAUGAAGCUGCACGUGACAGAUGACAAAUUGGGGCUGUCGGGGGCUGUGGAUGGGUGGGGAGCAAAUCACCUGCAUUCCUGAUGACCAAUGGGAUGAGGUCACUUUUCUUUUUUUUUUUUUUUUCCCCCCUUGAGGAUUGUGGAAAACCAGGAAAAGGGAGCUAUGAUUUUUUUUCCAAAACAAUUUCUUUUUUAAAAAAGACUAUUUUAUAUGGUUCACAUGCUAAAGCCAGGAUUGUGUUGGGUUGAAUAUAUUUUAAGUAUCAGAGGUCUAUUUUUACCUACUGUAUCUUGGAAUCUAGCCGAUGGAAAAUACCUAAUUGUGGAUGAUGGUUGCGCAGGGAGGGGUACGUGGCGCCUCUUCCGAAUGGGUUUUCUAUUUGAACAUGUGCCUUUUCUGAAUUAUGCUUCCACAGGCAAAACUCAGUAGAGAUCUAUAUUUUUGUACUGAAUCUCAUAAUUGGAAUAUACGGAAUAUUUAAACAGUAGUUUAGCAUCAGAGGUUUGCCUCCUCCGUAACAUUUCUGUUCUCAUUUGAUCAGGGGAGGCCUCUUUGCCCUGACCCCACGUCCCCUGCCCCCUGUACAUUUGUGCUCCAUUUUUUCUUCCUUUUUCCCUCCCAGUUUUCUCCAAAGACUCUUCUGUUGGCAACAUUUUCAGCCCAUUGGUUGGGUGAGAAUGGCGACUCAAAUAUCACCUUGAGAAUUUCUGUGGGUGGGAAUGGGAGAAGCAGAGGAAUCCUACAGUGACAGAAAUCCUUUUCCUGUCCCUGUAUUAUCCUUUUUCUCAUGUCUGUAUUUGGUAUGAAGGAUUAUUUAAAGGUGCAAUAUGUGACUUAGUGAUUCAUGAUGUUCUAGGUUUUUAGUAACGUUUUACUCAGGUUGGCAUUUUAAGUGUCUGUGUCCGUGUGUAUGUGUGUGUGUAUGUUCAGAAGCGUGGCAAUCUGUGAACACUUCAGCGUGAAUUCAGCAUCAGAUUAAUCCCUCCUUCCCCGAAGUCCACUGGCUUUUGUCUCUCUCUGCCGUGACACAUAUCGGAAUCUACUGUGUAUAUAUAUAUAUACUAAGCUCUCAAAAACAGUCAUUCCUAUGAAUUGAGGUGUACAAAGUUUGAAUUUGUAUCAAAGAUGUAAUUAUUAUUUUUAAAACCUCUUUUCACUAUACUGCUGCUGUAAUUACUUUGAUUUUUAAAAUGUAGAUUAAUUUUUUUUUUUUUUUUGCUUCAGGUGUGUGUCCACCAAGAAUUUCAGAAUUUAUGUGGAUUUAUUUUAUUGGUACAUAAUCUGUAAACUUCUUAAGGCAUUAACAUGAAAAGAUUUUUUUCUUCUUUUUU